Molecule: messenger RNA, 910 nt
Organism: Setaria italica (foxtail millet)
Lineage: Eukaryota; Viridiplantae; Streptophyta; Magnoliopsida; Poales; Poaceae
Exons: 4
Coding region: 236-850 (204 amino acids)
Source: RefSeq, a predicted model, not a curated record
UUUCGUUCCUGCAUUUAACAUCGGUGUGGGAAACCCUAGAUCAGAUCGGGGUCGUAUUUGCAUCCGGGAGGCGCCGCAAAUUUGGACCCAGGCCACGACCAUGGAGUCCCACGGCUACCCUUCAGCGGGGCGUCUCAACGAGCUGGUCGUGGCGAAUCCCAGGAAAGAAGAUGUGGCGGAACGCAGCAAAGAAGAGUCGGAAAGAAGUAUUUAGUCGUCUCAUCAAACAGAUGAGAUGCAGAAACAGAUAGAGAUGGAGAUGAAGGAGAAAGGGAAACAGAUGCAGAUGGAGGAAGAGGAGUACUUUAUGCCGAAGCCAAAGAUUGUCAAGUACCAUGAUCUCUUGGAGAAAUUAUGGGGAUGGGACAGACUGCUACCAAAGGCGACUUCCGUGUCUUUGUCUGUCUAUAUCACAUACCUUGAAGAGUAUCACCGUCGCAAUGUGCACGCAGUUACUACGGACACGAGCAUAUCUGCUCUCGCUGAGACUUGUCUCAGCAAUGAGAAGCAACUUGUAUCUGAGUUGAAGCUCUGGGUGACACGUGAACAGGAGACGAGCUUGAUGAUACGGAGAUCAAUCAUUCUGAGUUGCCUGAUCCAGGAGCAUGCACGCUCAGUGGUCCACACAGCAGAUAAAAGCAGCUUUUCUGAUGUUUCUGGUGCGGCUUUGUUGUGUAUUGCCAAGGAGGCUGGCCUGACGUGUGAGUUGCUGAGGCGUGGCGCUGAUCCCAUUGAUGAUUAUUUAAUCAACCAGGGCAGAGUGAUACGCUCGUGUGCCUUGAGCCUAAUGAACUGCACUUCUGUUUAUUCCUCUGCUGCUAUGUUGGUACGUGCCUGCCUUAAAACCUAACCUAAUAUUAUCAUCCAUCCAUGAGCCUUAAUGGGCCUAUCUUCCAUCCAUUCUUGAGCC